Messenger RNA from Colossoma macropomum (tambaqui), 5271 nucleotides. RefSeq names its product sterile alpha motif domain-containing protein 9-like. The record is from RefSeq and is a predicted model, not a curated record. NCBI's taxonomy places the organism in Eukaryota, Metazoa, Chordata, Actinopteri, Characiformes, Serrasalmidae. Gene Ontology annotation, cellular component: cytoplasm. The coding region runs from base 287 to 5224 and encodes 1645 amino acids. Gene Ontology annotation, molecular function: protein binding. The transcript has 4 exons.
GUCAGCCACCUCAACAACAAGCUUUGUAAUUAUCACUUUAAUUAAACUCAGAUUCAUCUGAAUCACCCAAAAAGCUAAUAUCUGAGUGAGAGAACACAGUUUAAUCAACACAGAUGCACCUGGACUAAGGAGUUCAUGCUUAAAUGACAGAAUACAGUUAAAGGAGCAACAGGAGGGUUUCUGAUUCCUGCCUGAAUAUGCCAGAUCAACCCCCACUCUCCCUGUGCAAGUUAAAUUCUGGUAGGAAGUCACAGAUAAUCCUGUAAUUUACAUUGCUCUUUGGACAAUGAGCCACAAAAUGAAAGUUCCUCCUAGAGUUGAGGAAUGGACAAAAGAGCAUGUUCGCCAAUGGCUGGCUGAAGAACUGAAGAUAGACCAAACAUGGACUGACAAACUGCAUGAAGAGGAAGUAUCAGGAAAAGAACUAAUUUGCUUUAAACCAAGAGAUUUACGCGAACUAGGCAUUAAACAUGGUCCAGCAGUUAGAAUCAUUAACACAUUAGAGGCAUUAAUAAAGUCUCAUGAAAAUGUGUCAGAUUCUGAUAUGCAUAUAGACAUCUCCCAAACACAAUCACAUUCAGAGCCUCUUGGAAGAACAGAGCAUACUGAGGGAAAACCAGACAUGUUAUCAAAUGAUGACAUGUCAGUCCAUGUACCACAACCAACACAAAAACCUAAGAAAUCAAAAAAAAAAUCUAAGAAAAAAUGUUUAUCCAAUCCUGACAUUUGCAAGAUUCCUGCACCCAAAAGCCCAAACGAAGCAUCUUCUAGAAAUACACUUACUGAAAGAACAGAAUUACAAGUGGAAGCAACCAUCUGUGACUUGACUGAAAGUGAACCAACAGAAAUGUCCACAGUACUCCCCUCAGAAAUGGAGGAAAAAGUAAGUAAACCAGAAGCAUCCUCCAAAAAUGUGCCUGAUCAAGUUACACAGAAAGAAUCUGUAGGACCGGAAGACCUUAAAACACAAGUUACAAACACAAAACGCUUGUGCAGUUUCUAUCCAUUUGACCAGCGGUCUGUCUCUCACAGAUAUAUUGAAAACUACAGUUUACCACCAGAGUCAGGACCAAGUAAUCUAAUUGACCCAGUACAUGAAUACAAGUUUUUGGGAAGAGCAGAAGAUAUUAAUAUAAUGAAGAAAAAAAUCAACAAAGAGGUUUUUCGGUUUGCAGCAGGAUGCAUGAAUGGGAGGACAAAUGGAACCAUCCACUUCGGGGUAGCAGAUUCCAAAGACUCUGUGUAUUGCCAUGGUGAGAUUGUUGGGGUUAGUGUCGAUAAAACUGAUACAAUCAUCGACCACUUUAAUCAGGGCAUCAAACCAUACUUUGAAGACAAUGCUGAUGUUGCAAAAAGGUGCAUCAGACAACCCCGCUUUGUGGAAGUAUUGAGCAGUGACAGCACCUCAUCUAGCAAAUAUGUUAUAGAGGUGGACGUUGUCCCAAGUCACAGUAUAGUUCAGGGUAAAAUAUAUUAUACCCAGACUCUGGAUGAAGAUAAUGAAUGGAGGAAAAGCAAAGGAAAAUCACUGUUUAUUAGGGAUGGAGCAGCAACCAGAGACAUAUGUAAAAUCGGGAACCCCAGAGAUUUGCAAUUUGAAUUAGCUAAAGUGACUACAGACCUGAAUGUUCUAGACACAAUGAGAAAGGAGGCAGAAAAGAAGCCUGAAAGCAAAAGAAAAUUAAAUCAGGGAGAAAAAUUACAGAAUCUGUUGACAUGUGGAGGUGGUACUCUUGAUCACUACGAUUACUACAUAAUUGUAAUGAACAAAAGCCACUCCGACCAACUGCAAAAUCUAAAGUUUCUGACUGCACUGAAAUUAUUCUGUGUGUUAGACUUCGAUCCAGAUUCAGUGAAAAAUGGAUCCUGUCACAGCUACAGAAAAAACAGAAUUGCAAAUCUUCACAGCCCAGGACAGUUUCAUGGGGAUCCAGGAACGUUAAUACAAAAACUAAACCUGUACAAACAAACCAGCUGGGUGUUGUGCAAUGGAAGAGUGGACAUUGAUAAGGAAUCUGAUAAACCACUGCCUCCUAGUGAGUGGUUAAUACACAGAGCUGGUGAAGUGCAGGACAUGAUUUCCUUCCUCUGCCAUCCAGAUACUCUUCCAAGAGGGAGAUUCUUGGUCAUCUUCCUCCUUCUCUCUGUUGUUGAAGCCAUGAAUGAUCCAAUUUUUGACACUUUCAUGUCAUUUUACAAGAAUCUCGGAGGAACACAGAACAUCAUAAGCAUAUGCACACAGGACAAUGCUUUUCAGAAAUGGAAAGACUUCAUCCAAAUCAGAACAGAACUUGACAUCAAUGGUCAAAGCAUCUAUGAAUUAGAACUCAGUGAAAUCAAUGGAACUAUACUUGAAAAACAGAAUCAGACAACAGACAGACUGCUACCUUCUGUUGAUGGAAGCUCAGUGGUUCUAACACAGAUAGAUGAGGAUUCAAUGCCCGCUCUGGAAAUUCUGUGCCAGAACCAGUGUGAAAAUGAGUAUGAAGAGGACACUGAAGAAUUCCAAGACUUUAAACUCAAAAAAGAGGCAGAGUUUUACCGGGGUGACAAGGUGGAAUGGUGGAACUUCUACUUUUCAGACAAAACUCCGACAAAGCCUUUCAUAAAACGUGACAAAUAUACCCAGGUCAGGAACAUGAUCAGAUCCCAAACCAAUGAACCCACAAGUAAAUGUGUAAUGGUGAAUCUUUUUCACCACCCUGGAUGUGGUGGCACAACUUUAGCCAUGCAUGUAAUGUGGGAUUCGAGAAAAGAAUUCAGAUGUGCUGUGUUAAGAGAUAACACAAUCUCAAAAACAGAAGUGGCACAACAAGUUAAUUACCUCAUAAAGUGCGGAAAAAUUGAAUGUUCACGUAAAACCCCAGUCUUGCUAUUGGUGGAAGACUCAGAAGACACAGAGAACACACAAGAGCUGCAGCACUGCCUAAGGAAAACCAUUAGUGAAAUGGAUGCUUUUGUCGUCAUCUUGAAUUGUGUACGUUCAAAAAAUCCAAAAGAAAAAUACAAAAACAGUGUAAUUGACAGCCAGUACAUCACUGCUGCUUUAUCAAAGGAUGAACAAAAUGCUUUUGAAGUAAAGCUUAAAGAACUUCAAGAAAAACAUGACAAACCUGAGAACUUCUACAGUUUUAUGAUCAUGAAAAGUAACUUCAAUCAGGAAUAUGUGGCAAAUGUUGCAAAUAACAUCUUAAGAGAUGUCGAUGUUGGAAGCAGAGAAGCCCAACUUUUCUCUAUCUUGGCAUUACUUAACACAUAUGUGGCAGAAUCAUCCAUCUCUUUGUCACUUUGUGAGGAUUUCCUUGGCAUUAAAAGGAGGCUCUGGGGGAAAGAAUCUGUAAUGAAUAAAAUGGAGCCUUAUUCAUGCUUGUUAAUUGAGUUCCAAGUUGAAGAAUGGGGAGUGUACAAAGCUAUUCGCUUUGUUCAUCAACGUAUUGCAGCAGAGUGUGUCAAGGCAUUAGAGGAAAGGCACAGCAGCCCAAGAGCUGACAUAAUCCUCAAUAUGCUACACACUGAUCUGUUUUUUGAAAGAAGAAUAGGCAAAGAUAACCUACUGCAGUCACUGAAGAGCAUGCUGAUCACACGGCAACGCAAGACAGAAGGUGAUGAGAAGGACACACUAUUUUCACCUUUGAUUGAAGACAUAAAAUCUGGAAAUGAUGGACCGAAAAAAAUUCAACACAUAUUAACUGAAGCAUCGAAGAGACUUGACAAAGACUUUACAAUCCCUCAAGCUUUAGCAAGGCACUACUACCUGAAUGAAAAAAACUUUGCCCUUGCAAAGGACUGGGCAAACAAUGCUAAAAUCAUCAAAGAAAAUUCGUACACUGUUGACACAGUUGGACAGAUCUCACGAAAUGAACUAAAACAUAAAAUGGAUGGCAAAAAGCAAAAACUUUACACGUCUGAUGAUUUGAAAGAAUUUCUUGAGCUAGCUAAAGCUGCAAUAAAAGCUUUCCAAAGAGCUCAAAUCUUGGCAAAGACAGAUGAUAAUGCUGAUACCGAGGAGAGACGUCACUGGAAGCAAAACACCUACAAUAUAUCCGGACACAUGAAUGAGAUUGACAUUGCUAUGACAGUCUUUGACAUUGUGAGGAGGCUCCCAUUAUUUCUGGAGAAAGACACCAUGAAAAAUGAGUACAUUAAGCAAUUUUUUAAAGGAAAGAUGCCACUGUCCUCAAUUCCCAUUGAUAAAACUGAUGCCAAUCAGAAACUUGUUGCUGUUCUAAAAGACUAUGAGCCAUUCCUCAUUUCCUUAAAGUCAUGUGUGGACAAAGCUUUUGAAUUCCUUGAAGGGUUCUUCACCUACACAAGAGAAAAAGGUGUGGUUGACAAAGAAAGGCAGAACAAAAACAGGAACUGGAUCUCUGAUCAUUUUAAAAACUACAUGUCUUUGUUCUGUUCAUCAUUUGAGGAAAAACUGAGUGAGAAAACAUGUAAACCCAAACUUAGCUUAAACAUGGAAAUAGAAGAAUGCAGGACGUUUCUUGAAGAAAACAGAGCAAACUACUUCCCAAGAAUUCUCCAAUUUUUGGAGGUCCGGAAAGAAAUGAUCGAACCAAUUGCUAAAAAACACUCAUUCAUAUACCAGAACUGUAAAGACAAAUCUCUUCAGGACAAGGCAAAUCAUUUGCUCACACACAUAAUCCUGAAAUUGAUCCAACCAAAAUCAAAACUGGCAAAAUCCCAAAAAGAGCUGACUGAUCUUUUAAAGGAAAUUUUACAAGAAGCUGGGCUAUCACAUCAGUAUCCAGAACCAUACUACCUUGCACUGCUGUUGCUAUGGCCUGGAAAGAAACAUGCUGACAAAUCAAUAGCUACAUAUGUGGAAAAGAUAAGAAACGCAUCUCGAAAGCAACUUUCUCCCAUCUUUAGAGCGAGAGCCCCAAUUGCCCAUUUAUUUGUGGGAAAAUCAGAUGGAUUAGACAGGUUAGUUUGCAAAACAGUCCUUGACGGUUGUGUCAGUGAUGUUUCACGGCGAAAUAUUCUCUGGCAGAGCGGAGACAUCUUCAAGGAAAAGGCAAUUAAAGAGAAGCUCCUCAGAGUAAAUGGCAUUAUUGAGCAAGGACAGCUGUACGCAGAGUAUGGCAAACUACAGAUCCCUGUCCGGCCUACUUACUUUGGUGGAAUAAGAAGUGGGCACAGUACAGAGAAAAUGUCCUUCUAUGUAGGCUUUGCCAUUGAUGGACCGCUUGCUUAUGACAUUCAAUAUGAAGAUAGCUAGAUCAUCAAUAUAGGGCUUGCCAUCAAUGGACCUUCUUGAUGGAAGAC